This is a messenger RNA of Peromyscus leucopus (white-footed mouse), 1666 nucleotides long. It is a transcript of the gene Snapc1, whose product is annotated as small nuclear RNA activating complex polypeptide 1. Gene Ontology annotation, biological process: snRNA transcription by RNA polymerase II; snRNA transcription by RNA polymerase III. The record is from RefSeq and is a predicted model, not a curated record. Gene Ontology annotation, cellular component: snRNA-activating protein complex. Gene Ontology annotation, molecular function: sequence-specific DNA binding. NCBI's taxonomy places the organism in Eukaryota, Metazoa, Chordata, Mammalia, Rodentia, Cricetidae. Bases 75 to 1238 code for a protein of 387 amino acids. The transcript is spliced from 10 exons.
CGUGCGUGACGCCGCUGGGGCGGGGCCUCGGGACCUGGUUCCUGACAGCCGCAGCUUGGCAUCCCGGAGGGAGCAUGGGGACCCCUACGGGCGCCGCCACCCGUCCCGUGGGCGCGGGAACUCUGGCAGGCGUGGGGGCCCCGCCGGGCUUGCAGACCGACUGCGAGACGCUGCUCAGCCGCUUCCAAGAGAUGGACAGCGUGCGCUUCGAGGACUUCGCGGAGCUCUGGCGCAGCAUGAAGUUCGCGACCAUCUUCUGUGGCAAAAUGAGGAACUUAAAAAAGAACAUGUUUACAAAAGAGGCCUUAGCUCUGGCCUGGCGCUAUUUUUUGCCUCCAUACACCUUCCAGAUCAGAGUUGGCGCUCUGUAUCUACUGUACGGGUUGUAUAACACGCAGCUGUGCCAGCCAAAACAAAAGAUCCGAGUUGCCCUGAAGGACUGGGAUGAAGUGAUCAGGUUUCAGCGGGAGUUGGUCAACGCGCAGCAUUUCGACGCAGCCUUUGUUUUCAGGAAGCUCCGGCUAGACAGAGCCUUCUACUUCACAGCAAUGCCCAAGCUGCUUUCCUGCAGAAUGAAGAAGAAAAUUCAACAGACUGAAGUGACCCAGAAGUUUAAGGACCCAAAUGACCGUGUAAUGAAACUUAUCACUUCUGAUGUGUUAGAGGAAAUGCUGAAUGUUCACGAUCAUUAUCAAAAUAUGAAGCAUGCUAUUUCAGCUGAUAAGUGCAUGCCAGACAGGGCCCUCAGCCUGGUAAAGGAUGAUUUCUUUGACAACAUUAAGAACAUCGUUUUGGAGCAUCAGCAGUGGCACACAGACCGGAAGAAUCCGUCCUUAAAACCAAAACUUAAAGAAGGAGAAGAAGAUAGCGAAGGCACUUCCCAGGAACCAGAGAGAUGUGAAAGAGCCGAGUCUUUAGCAAAAAUAAAAGCAAAAGCCUUUUCAGCUGUUGCUCAGGCGUCCAAGUCCAGGAGGCAUCGCCAAGCCAAGCUUGACUCCUCUGACUCUGAUUCUGGAUCUGGACAAGGGCCAGGCAAAGCAGCUAAGAAGAAAAGAACCAGAGAGACAGCAGAACCGGCAGGAAGGAAGAGGGCUUCCAGAGGCAGAGGUAAUGUGCAGAGUGAACGGAAGGAAGAGAAGUCUUUACACCUGAGUAUGCCCAUAAUUGCCGAGGAGGAGGAGGAGACUGACUUCAGCGAAGCAGAGUUCACUGCACCCAAGAGGAGAAGAAAGCGCUGACCAGGAGCCUGGUGGAGUUUUAAAUCUGAGCUUUCUGACAGAAGAACAGGUUUUAUUUUGUUCUGAGCAGGAGGCUGGCCAGCAAGGACUAACUUCUGAGAACGGGGUCAUUUCUGUGAAAUGGGAGAGCCCGACAUAGGUCAGGAGUUGGAAUAGAGGUUUACUCUGAAGUUUAAUGUGAUAUUUCUGUUAAAAGUCUGUGUGAAUGGGGAUAAAGUUUGCAUUUAGAACGUAGUAGAAAGAACUGUGCAUUGGUGGAUUAUGCACCACUGUAAUGUUUACUAUUUUAUUUUUAAAAAACAUUUUUCUAAAAUACUGUUUAUAUAUAAGUGACUCGUACCUGCCAUCCAGCAACGGGUUGGGCUGUGAUUUUUGUUUAAUAGUCUACGUGUCGUGGUUAAGUGCAAUAAAAUAUUUGUCCCACUUGC